Molecule: messenger RNA, 1307 nt
Organism: Rotaria sp. Silwood1
Lineage: Eukaryota; Metazoa; Rotifera; Eurotatoria; Philodinida; Philodinidae
Source: the annotation of a GenBank genome assembly
AUGAAUUUUCUUCAAUUAAUAUCGUUUGCAAAUAUACAUCAUGGUGAUGAAAAUCUUGAUUCUAUUAUAGAAAUACAAGGUCUUAAUGGAGCAUUUCCAAGAACUUUUAUAAUAACAACAAUGAAACGAGAAACCAUAACAUCGGAAAGGUGCACUGUUAAAAACAAGUUGAAUAAUCAUCAAAUCAAAAUGAAAAUAACAAAACUGAAACAAUAAGUAAAAUAUGUGGAGAUAAACAUCGUAAAACAAGACGAUAAAAUAAUUUGAGAAUAUGGAAAUGCAACAAUAAAUAAAGUAGAUCAAGUUUAUUCAUCAUCGAAUGGUAAUAAUAAUCAAGCAAUUAUUUGCGAGAAUAGACGUUCGGAUUUUUUCUACAAAACUUUUUUCUUAAAUAAAAUUUUCUUGUUCAAAUGAUCUACUAAAAAUAAAUGAAAGAAAAUAUUAUUUGGGUCGGUCAUUUUUAUUUUGAAAGAAAAACAUUUAGUUGUCUCGCUAUAUUUUACUUAAUAUAUGUUAUUUUCUCCGCUUUAUCAAAGCUGAGUAUCUUUUCCGAUUGAAAAUAAACUUAUCAGCAACAGCAUCAUUUUCAUCAACAACGACAGAAGAAAAAAGGUAUCAACUCAGAUCGAAUGAGCAUCCAACGGCUUAUAUACAAUUAGAAAAAAACUUUUUUUUCUCUAAUCUUCAUUUACGAUUUACUCACACAUUAGAAUAUCAAUUUAAUUUGGAGAAUGUGAGUGUGGGUGUGUCUCUUUUUCUUCUGUCACCAGUAUACUCACACCCCACAUCCAUACCCAUAAAUGAAAUAAAGGAUAUUAUCAAUUUAGAAAUGAUUCACUGGUAACAAUAAUCCUUUACGAUAAUAUGAAUAAAUGCAUUUAAUUAUUACUCUGAGUUCAAGAAAAUAAACUUACUUUUGAUUACCAUUCAUUAAUGAAUGUUUAUCAGGUAGCCAAGGAUUGCUCAGACUAAAGCUGAGCUCUUGCAAUUGUGGAUGAUAUUUAAGUAAAUGUAACAGAAAGGUUAGUGAAUAUUCUCAAAGUAUAAUUGAUUGUAAGUUCAAAAAUCUUGUUUCAAUCUGCAUGAAAGCUUUAUUAACUGGUAGAACCAUCUUUUUAUAUACACCGCGGGAAACGAAGGCGACAUGGACGUAACAAAGGAAAUAAGUCAAAUAUUCGUUUAUAAUAUGCACCAUCAGGCACAUCUUCAAAUGUAUAAGCAGCACGAUAGUAAGUUGAAAAAUGCACGCCAAACAUGAUGAGAGAAGUGUUGGAUAAAAAUAAAUGUGAUGCUAACCAUAAUCCAUU